AUGCUGAUCCUUCUCGCUGCCAUCUUUGCCCUUCACAUCAUCGCCAUCGUCAUCCUCUUGGUGGCCACUAUUGACAAUGCCUGGUGGGUGACUUCUGAUAUAUACACGGAUAUCUGGGGACGCUGGGUUGAGACAGAUGGGGUGUGGAACUUAACUGAUCUGCCCUCUCACUAUCCAAAGGAAUACCUCCAGGCGGUGCAGGCCAGCUCAGUGCUUGCCUGUAUAUUCUCCAUUCUGGGCAUCUUCGUGUUCGUCGCACAGCUCUUCACUUUAACCAAGGGCAACAGGUUCACCAUCUCCGGCGUCUUCCAGUUCCUCGCAUGUCUGUGCAUCAUGAUCGCAGCCUCCAUCUACACGGACCGCUUUCACCUCGAAGAGAAUAACGGCAACUACGGUCACUCCUUCAUCUUGGCCUGGAUCGCCUUUGGUCUGACGUUCAUCUCAUCCAUCACCUACUUUGUGCUACGUAAAAAGACAGCAUGA
Molecule: messenger RNA, 483 nt
Organism: Knipowitschia caucasica
Lineage: Eukaryota; Metazoa; Chordata; Actinopteri; Gobiiformes; Gobiidae
Source: the annotation of a GenBank genome assembly